Molecule: messenger RNA, 2802 nt
Organism: Puntigrus tetrazona (Sumatra barb)
Lineage: Eukaryota; Metazoa; Chordata; Actinopteri; Cypriniformes; Cyprinidae
Gene: gprin3b
Product: GPRIN family member 3b
Exons: 2
Coding region: 267-2228 (653 amino acids)
Biological process (GO): neuron projection development
Cellular component (GO): plasma membrane
Source: RefSeq, a predicted model, not a curated record
UAAACUUGAGAUUCGGAUGCGCUUGGAAGGCGUGGUUUUAUCUCACUGACACGCGCCUAACAUUCUUUCAUUGAUAAUCCGUCGAGCGCACCAGCUAGUGCACGAGCAGCGCGUCAAUAGCGCACUAAUCCAACGCAAAAUGAUAUGAGACGGACGCGCAGGCACCAGGGAAGCCUUGGAGGGGACAAUAUCAGGCUUUCAGGAGGGAACCAAACUGAGUUUGGAAUAUUUUGACUUUGGAUUUUCAUCACACAAAGGCGUUCAACAUGGAAAAUGUACCAAACCCCAAAAGGACUGUUACUGUCCAGAUGAUGCCGCAGCUCGCCAAUAUAGAUGUGCUGGGAAAUAAGGAGUUAAAUGCUAACUGGGACAUUGAGCCAAAGUUAACCUUAAAUCAGGAUUGCUCCUCUGGCCAAAAAACUAAACCAGAUCAGGAUAAUAUGCACCUCAAGUCCUCCAUUAAAGAUUCCCACACCACUCUUCUUGGAGGAACUGUCCUUGAAGACAGAAACAUGUCAUCCCGUGACAGCGAAGAUCACAAGCAACCUCAAAAUAGUCACACAAACAUGAAGAUGACAGGUCAGUGUGCCAGGAACGCUGAAGGUAAAAAAACUGAACGUGACAUGAAUUCGAAUUUGAACACUGUCCUUUCAACAUCCGACCCAUCGUCUACAGCUAAAUGUAACCAGGAGAAAAAUGGCAAUAGCACAACAAAGACACUUGAAAACGAACAACAUGAGCCCAAAGCACAGAGCAAAGCAUCAGUAGUUGAAGGAACUAGUGCAAUCAAAGAGACACUACACAAUCAAAUGCCAAGCCAGGCUCUGGCUUCCCUUGAGAAGGAUUUCUCUCCCAGCACCAACAACACAGUCAAAGACAUGCCACUUUUAUCCCAACCAAAAGAUGCAAGUUGCACCACCAGCAGUAGCCCAUCUGAACUGGUAUCCUCCACCAAUGCUCCUAAAACCAGUCACUCUCAAGUUGCAACAACCGAAACCUCUCAGUCAGCACCUGGGACAAGUAUCAAGACCCCACAACCACACGAGAUCCAUCAUACACCCGCUAAAGAAGGCAAAUGUAGCGAUGAUUGCAUGAAGAAGGAUUUUAAAGUGGAGUCUUCAACUAGCAACGCUAGUCACACGGAAGCGAUCGAUGAAGAAGUCCAAACGCAAGGAGCUUCUCCUGAAGAGCAGAAGUCAGUCCACUGCAAACUCUAUCGAGAGGCAUCUACCAUGACUUCAGCCGUCGAGUUUAACCGGCCAAGCAUGCAACGGCAUGACGCAGAAGUCCAGGCGGUGGCUACGGUCUGCAGUCAAUCUACAGCCACUAGCCCAAGUCUUCUAUCUUUACAACCCCAUCAGGGAUCAGCUGGCCUGCUACCCGAGGAGACUGACAGCAUAGCAGUGGUCGUGGAGGUGAAAACCACCUCACAGAUUGAUUGCAACACACCAUCUGUUGUUACAUCCAGUACAAAGCCUCCGCAGUCUGGCACAGUGAUGGUGCACGUAGAUGCUGACCUUCAGGAAGAGUCCAAGCUUGGGGCCAAGCCUAAAGAGCCUCUGCACAACAGCCAAAGAGGAUUUUCGCCGCUUCAACCCGUCUAUCAGAUCAAUAUUGAGACCUGCAGCCAAACCAAACAAUCGAACGAGACUACCUGUCACCUUCAGAGCCAAGGUUCACCUGCAUCCGGUCCUGAUAAUGUGGCCUGUGUGCAGGAACCUGUCGCAGCAUCUGAUCAGCACCUCCAAGAAAAAUCGGCCAAGCCUCCAGCAUCCAAAUCCGAGAAGCCUAAGGAGGCAGGAUCUGCAAAACCACCAAAGGAUAUAACAACGGCUACUCCUCCAACAUCAAGCUCCACGCCACAGAGCAAAAAGACAAACCGGCAAAAGCAGGCAGCAUCCAAGCUGGAGACUGAGAAAGAUGAGCAAGAGGCCAAACAGUCGAAGAAGAGCGUGCAUGACGUCGUGUGGGAUGAGCAGGGUAUGACGUGGGAGGUAUAUGGAGCAUCAGUAGAUCCCGAGUCGCUAGGUUUUGCCAUUCAGAGUCACCUGCAAUGCAAAAUCAAGGAGCAUGAGAAGAAGAUCAUCGCUCAGACGGUCCUCAGAAAAUCCUUGUCUUCGCCUCCCGGCAAGAAAAACAAGAGAAGGCAGGUUAACAUCAACUUCAGGUCCAUGUUUCAAAAUGUUCGCCGACCCAAUUGUUGCGCACGGCCGUCAGUGCUAGAGUGAAAGACUGCGCAAAAGCAUGUUGGGAGAUUUCUCUCGUUUGAUUAUUGAGGAGUUUGUUAAACAUAGAAACUAAUGGUGAUUUGAUUGUCAUGUGGAGAACAGUAAUAUUCAAGAAAAUAUUUUUAGAAAAAGAUGAAAUUAUUUAUGGUGAUAGUAAAGCUAUAAUGAUGUUUAGAGUGCAAAGGCAAUAAUUGUAAUUAAUAUAUUAACGGUAAUGAUAAUAUGUAGUAAUCUGCAUGUGUAUUAGUUCAGAAUGGCAGUCUUCUAACUACCCAAGAUUAUGCACUGUACUGACGAGCAGAUGUAUGCAUAUAACCUUUUUAACGGAUUUGUUUAGCUGAAAUAUCUUUGUAAACUUUCCAAGUAGUAGAUAUUCCUUUUGCAUAAUUUUAUUUGUAACAUAAUGUUGAUUUAUUGUGAAUAUCGAAACUUUUUUAAUUUGAUUUAGAGUUUCCCGAUGCUUGUUGCCAUACUUGGUGUAAACUGAGCCCGUUUCUGUUUAAGAAUCCAGCAGUGAUGUUACUAUGAUUUUAUAUUAAAAUGAGAGAAAAAAAAGUUACUGUGUUUACAGCAA